ACCGUGGUAACCACUUGAAAUCCAUCUCCACCUCCACCGAUUCACUUUAAAAUUUUGGCUAUUAUCACUCUAAUCUCCGAUUCAACUAGAAUUGAGCGCCUGGGGCAUUUCAAUACUCGGCUUCCGGUGCAUCAAUCGUCCACCUGUGACUAGCAUUUUUGAUUCCGAUCUCCAAGUUUAAUGGCUAUGGGGAUCCAUUUGAUUUCCGGCAAUUCAUUGUCUCUGACCUCGCUCCAGAUAUGGUCGCCCAGCUGCUGCCACUCUCCGACGACUUCAGCUCAGCUCCAGCAAUCUAGGUGAUUUUUGAGAUGCUUUUCCUUUGGUAAUGAUCUUCAUAAACUAGUUUUACAUGUUAGAUUUCUUCAUCUUUCUUUUACUUAAACUUGAAUUUCCUCUUGGCUUCUUUAAUUCGUUCAUCUUUUAGUUUGUCCGAAUUGA
Rubroshorea leprosula is the source of this 438-nucleotide messenger RNA. Lineage: Eukaryota; Viridiplantae; Streptophyta; Magnoliopsida; Malvales; Dipterocarpaceae. The record is from the annotation of a GenBank genome assembly.